AUGUUUAAUACGGCACGCAGGAAGGUGGUGAUAUACUGGCCAGACAGCGAUUCAAGCGACACAAGCGACUAUGUUGCCGCGGUCACCGACACCGAAAAAUCGGAAGGUGAAGAGGGCAAAGAAGAGGAAGAUGACUACGAACGGUUCGGCGAUGGGGGAGGCAGCGACGCGAGCACCGCUGAAGAUAGCGACGCUGAAAGUGAUAGCCUCAUGGAUGAUCAAUCAGAUGCCUCUGACGCUAGUAAUGCCGAGCUACAUGAUUGGCUGACGUGGCUUCAACGUCGCGUUAUCGACACGACGAUUAUGAGCCAGAUGGAUCUGUGGAUUUCCCUUUUGACUUGA
This is a messenger RNA of Phytophthora sojae, 342 nucleotides long. RefSeq lists its product as hypothetical. The record is from RefSeq and is a predicted model, not a curated record. Lineage: Eukaryota; Oomycota; Peronosporomycetes; Peronosporales; Peronosporaceae. The coding region runs from base 1 to 342 and encodes 113 amino acids. The transcript has 2 exons.